AUGCCCGUCCCGACAUAUGUCCAGCACGAAAAGAAUAUCUGGAUCGCAGCUGGGGACGGCGACUUGGAGCGAGUGAGGGUGAUCGUGCUCAUACCUGCUGCAGCUCUAUCGCCCAAUGUGCCCGACGCAAAUACGUAUACGCCCAUGCAUGCGGCAGCUUCAUACGGACACCUGCAUGUCCUGGAGUACUUGAUAUCACAAGGUGGCGAUGUGAACAUCACAGACGAAGAUGGAGACACGCCCCUUUAUGCCGUCGAAAACGUCGAGACAGCGCGGUACCUGGUAGAACACGGUGCCGUCGUGGACCGCAGAAACGCAGAUGGCGUCUCGCCCGCGGACUAUCUCGCGGAAGACUUCCAGGAGGUCGCCGCGUAUCUCGAGACGAUCUCUCCGACUCGCACGGCCGAUGCAGCACCGUCGCCUGCCCUGUCGCCUCCAUCCCACCCUCAGCCGUCCCAACGCGCACAGGACCUGGCAUCGGAAAGCCUGACGUCGUCCUUGAUCCAGUCCGUGCAAGGCAUCAUGGAGCGCGCGGAGGCCGAGGGGCGGGACCCAGACGAGGAAUUGCGCGAGGUGGUAGGGAGGACUGUGCUUCAGGGCGUCGUGACGGGGUAUGGGAUGGGUGCUGAGAGCAGCGAUCGCACGGCGGAGCGCGAGGAGGGGCCUGGAGAGAAUGGUGCGAAGAGAUCGCGGACGGACACCGGGCCCAGUUAG
Postia placenta MAD-698-R-SB12 is the source of this 714-nucleotide messenger RNA. RefSeq lists its product as hypothetical. Gene Ontology annotation, molecular function: protein binding. Gene Ontology annotation, cellular component: pi-body. NCBI's taxonomy places the organism in Eukaryota, Fungi, Basidiomycota, Agaricomycetes, Polyporales, Adustoporiaceae. The record is from RefSeq and is a predicted model, not a curated record. Bases 1 to 714 code for a protein of 237 amino acids. Gene Ontology annotation, biological process: piRNA processing. The transcript is spliced from 5 exons.